CGCAGCCCUGUACCGUACUCCAUUUUCCAUUUUCUUAUUUUUUAUGCGCAAACAUUUUUAUUUUAUUUUGAACGCUUCAGAAAUGAUGAAACAAAAGUGAAGCACACACUCUCAACGACUACGACGAUCUGUCUCAAAGAAACCUGUUUUGACGGAUGGAAUGAAUGAAACCACUUUAGAGACAAAGGGCAACAAAUCUGUCGGCAAAUUUUUAUUUCAGUGAAACAAAGAGGAGGAGACGGCAUGCCACCCAAACGCAAGGUCGAAAGGAAAUCGGCAGGGUCGAGCGCCGGAAACAGGGGUGCCGGCCUCGGAAGCAAGGCGGGCAACACCAACGAUUUGCCGGCCUCGGCGGGUUACCUCAUAUCCUGCGAUGUCCCCACYAAAAAAUAUAUCCAGCACCUCAACGAUCUCAAAACUCAGGACAAGAAAUUCAUCCUAGACGACCUGGAUUCUACCCAUUUGUUAAUACACAAAAAAGCCCGAGCAGAAAUCGAAAAAAAGGUGGAAGCAUGGAUGGACGCCGUAAGUCAAGCGGGAUUCCUUUGUUUUGGGUUWAAUGUGURUUUUGGUUCGUUUGGAUUUCUAAACAACACUAUUGACCGAUUCAAUUUCCUUCGUAUUUUCAGAAUGUUUUCUCCGCCAUCGAACGCGUGGGAGAGAACCUCGAUAUGUCGUGACGAACGAAUUAGAAUGUCAGAGAUAGUUGGUUUAACGCUGUCCACAGGAUUUUUGCCGGGGAUAUUCUGUCACUCGUUCUUCCUGAGUUCUGGUACUUCUCAAGCCGAGACCAUAAAACCACGGAAGAAUUUAGUCACGAUGGGAUACCAUAUGAAAUGUGAAUUUUCGACGACGCUAUUUGUAGCAAAUCAARCUUUCUGCGAGAAAGUCCACUUCUUUUUUGUCUCUAUUUGGAUAUUAUCUUUCGGAAGCAAAACUUCCGGUUGAUCUGAAUUUUAGCAUGGACAAUAUAGUAACGCGUAGUUCGUACUUUGUACAAACAAUGACAAAAGAUAAUUCAAUAUUAAAGCAUACUUUUACAGCAUAAAGAAUAAUUGAUUACCCUUUUUAAUUACAACAUAUUUCUCGCAACAGAAAACAAAAAAAUUUUACAGUGUUUCUUUUCUUCAUACAACAAAAUUUGGGUGUACGUACAGGCUCCUAUGUACAUUGGUCGACAAACCUCAUACUGAAGAACACAUCAAUCGUCCCCCCCCUCGGGUUCCCAGACCUGUUGACUCCAAACUUCCCUCAUUUCUCGACUCAAAUGGGGAUGGAUUCGAUCAAAUUCGAAUGGCUCUGCGGCAAAACAAACCAAGAUAGUGUUGACUGCGCCCCCCACGAGUCCAAGAAGCAAGAUAUUUGAUAAGAUGGAACCGAGGAAAAACCCAAUCAAAAAGGAUGUCACAAUCGGCUUGUGCAAUGACGUGAAUUCGUAUCCAUCUACUUCUUCUACCACAACGGACACUAUUCCAGUCAAGCCCCCAAUGACGAUUGAGGUCAUGAACAAGAUGUUGUGGAUUAAAUUGUCGCAUGCAAUGUCCAUCCAUUCACGCGUUUCGAACAACUGUAUGGCUUUCUCUCCACCUUCACAAAAUGAGUAAUUGUACAUACCGAUGUAAACGUACGACCAACGAUUGUAGGACCGCAUCGCACGAUCUAGGCGAUUAAUGUGUGCCCUGAAAGCAGUUACAUACCCCGAUUCUUUUGUGGUUGCGCUCCCAGUCAUCUCUCCUUCAUCUCCACCGCUGCCAACGACAUCUUCCUCGUCCCCCAGAGCUUUGUCGCUUUCGGAACCCCGUGCCAGCGAUGUAKUUGAAGGAUACCGAUUGGUUUCAAGACCGUAACCCGGACUCGAACCAUCACCAUCUACAAGGCAGUCGGUAAUCCAGCAYAAGCAACCAACCACCUUUGAAAUCAUUUGUGCCGGACGGUCCACAAGCGAUCCGAAACAAAUUGUUCCGAAAGAACUUGUGCAGGCUCGCAUCAGUGGGUCCGAUACAAUGCUACUUGAGUAGGGGAUAGAGUGAUCGUUCUCCUCGGAUGGCUGUUGUUGCGCUUGGUUGGCAGCAUCGUCCGUUCCGCUGUUUUCUACUUCUAAACCGAACCACCACGGUCCACCGAUGGCACCGGCCACCGCCACUCGCACCAUGUUCUCGAUCACCGUUGUUGUCCAAUAAAGGCUCAACAGCAGCAAUCCAACUUCGAUGAUYCUGUCAUCUUUAGAAAUAUAGACAUGGGUCUCGCAUGCACCAAAUAUUUCGCAAUCGACAUAAUUGUUCCGAUUGAAAAUCCCCAUCAAUGCCACCGUCCAGAUCAGCAACCAAAGCAACCCCACAAAAAGAGAGGAAAUACCCAUUACGAGAAUUCCAAUCGAACUUCGCAUGGCACAAAUGGCUGCAAAUAGAUUGGUGCUGCAAAAUGGGAUGUGGUUCCAGUUGGCCGUAGUGUARGCAAAACUCAUACCAAAGACCGCAAAUCCACCGAGUGAUAUCAUCGAUCCCGCGGUCGUGUCAAUUGUCAAACCGAAUACUCCCCAGCAGAGCAUCAACAAUAUAGUAAAAACCAGCAUGAUGGGGAUAAUGGAGCGGGCCAUAAUUAGCAUCAGAGCGAAACUCAGAUACGAGGUAACGCACGCAUACAUGCCAGAGAUUGCGAGAAGCGACAAUACAUUUUURUAAUCAAACGUAAAUGCUCCGUCUAUCCCAUUGUCGCUUUCGUUCUCGUUAAAWGCAGCAAGUUUUGCUGCAUCGAUGUCAUCAUCACGGUCGUCAUCAAAAUCCAACAUAACGAGCGUCGACGAUCCUGCUUCAGGAUUGAUUUCGACAGAGGAUGUUCCUKUUGUUGAGGCAAUUGUGGAAAGUGAAGCCAACGGAAAUGAUGGUUGUAUGACAGAAGUCAAAUCUUCCAAYAGCCCUUUUGUUCCUGACGACUKAUAAAAAAUUAAUCCAUCUUUG
Messenger RNA from Pseudo-nitzschia multistriata, 2957 nucleotides. Lineage: Eukaryota; Bacillariophyta; Bacillariophyceae; Bacillariales; Bacillariaceae. The record is from the annotation of a GenBank genome assembly.